Molecule: messenger RNA, 3123 nt
Organism: Morchella sextelata
Lineage: Eukaryota; Fungi; Ascomycota; Pezizomycetes; Pezizales; Morchellaceae
Exons: 3
Coding region: 1-3123 (1040 amino acids)
Source: RefSeq, a predicted model, not a curated record
AUGGUCUUUUCUCUAACAGAUUCUUCUCCAUUCUUCGUAGUGGUUUUAAGAAGAGUUUUCAGUAUUCUACCGCUCUCAGCGUGUAUCAUCUCUGACAAGUUGCCUGAAGUAUCAACACUUCCGGACUUUAGCAAGAUCAACAUGUCCGCCAACACGCAGCUGCCUCGCGCCAUUGUGAGGAAGUCAAACCAGUUGGAUUCUCCAACGAAGUCAAAAAGCUCAACCUCCACCGGCUCUCGUAACUCGUCUACCUCCGACUCUUCAUCCUUCACAAGUGUUGAAGGCUUCGACGCUUCCAAAAUCCCUACCCUCAUCUCCGCUUCCACCCUCAUCUCCGCUCCCACCUCUCCCUUCAAGAACAAGUUGAAGAACCUUGAACCAAUUCUUGACAAAGUCCCUCAUACACCAUCAUCAAGAAUCCCCAAGCCCAGCUGCCCCUCUCCCAAGAAGGUCAUCCCAGGAAAGGUCACUCAUGCCUGCAAACCUCAGUCCCCGAUCAAGCGUACAGGCCCUACACCUGCUACACUUCCUCAAAGCAAAGUCAUUGCUACUUCGGUAUCUAAAGAACACAAACCCAUUACUAAAGGCAAGCCACUCAAACUAGCCUUCGCCAAAGAAAAUGCCGAAAAAGAAGCCACUCGAGCGGCCGCCAAGCAAGAGCAUGCCACCGAGGCUAAGCCUCUUACCAAAGGCGAGCAACUCAAACUCACCUAUGCAAAAGAGAAAGCCGAAAGAGAAGCCGCUCGAGCAGCAGCCAAACACGCGCACAUGUCUAUGGUCCUGCCCACAGCAGAGGAGGUAAUGGCAGAAAUCAAGCUUGAGACUGCCGCACGCAUCAAGAAACGACACGAGGAAAGAGAUCGUGUUGCGCAGGAGAAAGCAAAGAACGAGGCCGCAAAGUCUGUUGCAUCUUCUGCACAGUCAACCUCCGCAGGAUCUGCUGAUCCAUCGCUCACCAACGCUGAAUUGAUAAAGUUGAGGAUGGCGAAUGAAGCUAAAAGGAAUGAGGAGGAAAGGGCAGAAAGAGAGGCUGAGAGGGAAGCUCUUCGUCGGAAGUGCGUGGAGCAGAUCACACUGGGCACUUGGUCGCCUGUUGCAUCUCCUGCGAAGCAAUGCGAGAGCCAACCUAUCAUCCAAGUCCAGGCGACUCCAGAAGAGAUACGUAGUGAGGAUUAUUUUCCCAGGGGUCUACCUCGUCCCAUUCAGUCUGUCACCCAGGUUCAGGCGGCUCCAGAAGAGUUCCGUAGUGAGGAUUACUUUCCUAGGGGAUUACCUCGUCCCGUUCCACCUGUCAACCAAGUUCAGGCGGCUCCAAAGAAAGUCCGUAGUGAGGAUCACUUUCCCAGGGACCUACCUAGUCCUAUUCAAUCAACUAUCCCCAAGCCAGCUACCUUCACUCGAAAGCGUUCCAGCUGCGCCAUCUCCAUGCCUGUCCCACGUCAGAAAAAGGUUGUUUUCGAACUUGAAUAUUCCGACAACGACGAGUCCGAUGAAUCUCCUGAACCCACCUUCAUCACACCUUCGGAUUAUUCCGAUGGCGACGAGUCCGAUGAAUCUCCUGAACCAACCUUUAUCACACGCUCUGAACCUAUCGACUCUCCUGCGCUCCUCUCACAUGCUGAACAAGUUGAAAAAAAGAAUGUCGAAACAGAGAGGGCGCAGAACCUCGCAGACCUCAAGACUCAGCAGCGCAGAAGGUUCGGGUGGGUAGAUAAGGUUAUUGAGACCCGCACUUCUCGUCAGAAGUUUCCACCUAUCGUCACUGGUUUCGAACACCUCGGCAUCUAUGUUCCCGAUCCCAGGAAUGGAACACCAGAUAGGUGUACUUCAUCUUGGGGCCAGUACCUUACAUACCCUCUUGACAACGUGAACAUGGAUGUGUACAGGGCGAGGCACCAAGCAAUUCAGCGUUGUAUGGCGCAUUUUGUAGCAGAGAGAAAGAUUAGGAUCAAGCAGUAUCACUUCAAACAUGAGUAUGAGCAUGAGCCAUUCGAACAGCACAGAGGCUUUAAGCAUGACUACUUGUGCAUCGCGAACACUGAGGGCCCGCUUUACAACCAUCACAGAACCAUGUCUUAUCGCAACUCACGCUUCAAGCAUGAUCCAGAAAAAUGUUGGCAGUGCCACUUUGCCAAGAUGCCUGAGAUUAAGAUCAUCUGGGAAGAGGAAGACGAGCUUCAGGAAGAUCACUGCGAAGAGCAAGACAGCUGCAUGAUUGAGUUGUACGAUGAGGAUGGCUUUUUGAUCGAGGAGAAUGUGUGCAAAUUUGAGGAUGCUUAUGAAAGGGAAGAAGAUUUCUACGAUGACGAAGUGGGAGUCUAUCAAAGUGAUGUCCACACUGAGGAAAAGAAAGUUUUUGAGAUUGGGAACAACCCCGAUAAUGAGGGGCUCUUUGAGGUGGAAGACGAUUCUUACGAGCAAAAUGAGAUAAAUGAACAAGCAACUGCACCUGACUACGUGCAAGAAGUUUCUGAAAUGGUUGAAUGCAUCGAAGCAGAGACAAUACCCAAGAUGUUUGAGGAGAACCAGCUCAUUCAGGUCCAGGAGAGAUCCUCAACUCAACUCAUUGCUCUUAAGGCAAAGGCCAACCUCUCUCAAGCCAUCAACAUCUCAAAGAUUCAGCCUGUUCUUCUCAAGCAUAUCAAGUCACUUUCACCAUCAAUUCUCGCCAGAACAACUAAAGUAUUCUACAAAGCGUUCAGGUCCAUCAUCCUUACCAACUCCCGCGAUACCGCUGUCAAGCUCCCCCUUCAGCGAUAUUUCUCCGACCUCUUGAUUGAUCUCACAAGAUCCCACAACUGCGCCCACAUCGCUUCGCACCCAACAAUUACAUAUCUCCGAGUAGUAGCACCUACCGCUCUUGUAACAUCAUCUGCUACAUCGUCUACCGGUGUCUCCACCAUCACUGGUCUUACAGCAGUCUCAGAAAACGGAGAGCUCACCAGUGCUAUCAAGCUUCUUACUCAGUUUGCGAAGGAGAAUGGGAUCACUCGAGGACCAGUUAACAUCAUUAAAUCAUGGAUACUUAACAUGCCACCCUACAAGCAAGUUGUUUCGUGUACUAAGAAGGUUGGAAAGGUGAUUAGACGUGUUUUCGGAUAUGUGAAGAACGCAAGGGCAUAG